Messenger RNA from Coniophora puteana RWD-64-598 SS2, 2173 nucleotides. Its product is annotated as ARM repeat-containing protein. Gene Ontology annotation, cellular component: nucleolus. Gene Ontology annotation, molecular function: mRNA binding. Gene Ontology annotation, biological process: regulation of translation. The record is from RefSeq and is a predicted model, not a curated record. Bases 258 to 2066 code for a protein of 602 amino acids. The transcript has 9 exons. NCBI's taxonomy places the organism in Eukaryota, Fungi, Basidiomycota, Agaricomycetes, Boletales, Coniophoraceae.
CUGCUCUCCAACAACGAACCACUAAAAAGCGCACCGCGCCCACCUCGCAAGAUGGUCCUAAAUCUAAAAAGCUCAAGGCAACCUCAUCAAAACCAAAAUCGUCGGCGUCGGACGCAGACCAUGUCAAGGAGAGCGGCAAGAAGCGAAGUCGGCCAGUGACCGCGUCGGUAGUCGCAGAAAAAGAUGAAGAAGAGUCGGACUAUGAGGAUGAGGACGCUGGUGACGACUUUCUGGACGAAGGUGGAGAUGGCGAUGCGAUGGACGUUACGGAAGAUCAGGUUGCGUCGAAGGACCCUAAUGCCUCCCGUGAGUCUCACAAGGCUCAGAGAGCCCUUGCACAGCAACGCCGUGCAUCCAAACCCCACUCGGCACUCUUGACGUCGGCGAAGCAGAUAUGGUCGCAAGCCCGCCUCAAGCCGCCUGCUAUCACUCCUGCGGAGCGCACAAAACAUGUGAACGAGCUUAUGGAUGUUCUCCGGGGACAUGUGAAGGACGUUGUGCUAAAGCAUGAUGCGAGCCGGAUCAUCCAAACGCUCGUCAAGUACGGGUCGAAAAAGCAGCGGGAAGAGAUUGCGACGGAAUUGAAGGGGUCGUUCCGUGACCUUGCACAGAACCGGUAUUCUAAGUUCCUCGUCACCAAACUCAUCCGCCUUUGCCCUGGCCAACGUGCAUCCAUCCUCUCCGAAUUCCAAGGGCAUGUCCUCAAAUUACUUCUCCACCGCGAGGCAUCGAGUGUCUUGGCCGACUCGUUCGAACUGUAUGCCAAUGCGUACGAGCGAAGCAUAUUGCUCCGCGAUUUUUAUGGCAAAGAGGUUGCCCUCUUUUCAAAGAUCGACAGUGGAGAUGCGCCAGCAAAGGAACGCGCCAAGGCGGGUCUCGUCGGUAUUGUACAGGACAUGGACGUUGAGAGGAGAAAGCGGACUGUGAACGCCGUCAAGGAAAAUCUGGAGACAAUAUUUAACAACCCCGAUAAGGGUGCUGUGACGCAUGCCAUUGUUCAUCGCGCGCUUUGGGAAUACCUUGCAGCCCUUCCUAAGGGCGAGGAAGGAGAGAAGACGAGAAGAGAGAUGUUCGAGUGUUGCCAAGAAAUUCUUGCCGAGAUGGUGCAUACGAAAGACGGCAGUAGGGCUGUGCGAGAGUUUUUAGCGUACGGUACCGCGAAGGACCGAAAGCACAUCACCAAAGUCCUGAAGCCUCACGUCGAACGCAUGGCUACGGACGAUGAAGCUCAGCUUGUACUGUUCACUGCCCUCGACGUCAUUGAUGAUACGAAGAUGUCGGCAAAGUCUCUCGUUUCACCUAUAACAACGACGACAUCAACACUUGUGGCCUCACCGCAGGGCCGCCGUACCCUAUUGUACCUCCUCGUUCCCCGAUCGCGGCGGCACUUCACGCCUGCGCAAACAGCGGUACUCGCUGAGACGGAUAAAGUACGAGAUGGGGUUGAAGGAAAACGGGAAGGGACCAGUAAAAAGGAUGCAGCGGUUCGGGCGACCGAAGUUCGUCAGGCCGCGAGCCCGGACCUCAUUGAGUGGGUGCGAACAGAUGGGCCGAGUGCAGUGCGGGAAACGGGAGGGAGCUUGGUAGUGGGCGAUAUUAUGCUCUUUGCGGAGGGCGACAAAACCGCUGCUUCAAAAGCUCUCCUAGAACCUGUCGGGGCAUCGUAUCCAUCAAGCACAGGCGAUGGGCCCGAGGAUGAAACGUCUCUCCAUGCUAUACAGCUGCCUCACACGUCGCGCACGUACAAGACACUCCUGCAAGGUGGACACUUCUCACAUGCAACAAAAACCAUCGAGCGCGCCCCUCAUUUCUCGGCCGAGAAGUUCGCGGAAGAGUUUGUCAAGGUUGUGGGGCAGGACAAGGAGAAUGCGCUGAGGAUAGCCAAGGGAGACGGUGCAUUUGUGUUCGCGGAGCUGCUGGAGAGGGUGAGGGAAGAGGCGGACUCGGAGGUGAAGAAGACAGUCAAGGGCUGGUUCAAGGACGGGAAGUGGAAUGAAAAAGAAGACGGCGAGGGAAGGGGGCAUGUGGUGCUGAAGGAGAAGGUAGAUGCGCUGUUGGCCUCAUAGGAGUCUUGGGGUCUAUUGCAUUAAAAGCCUUCAUGGUCGCCCAUGCUCACUUGGACUAGGAUACUGUUACAUCUAUCGGAGGCACAAUGCACUUGCUUGCAACUGGG